UACAGGGGUAACGGUGUGAUCAUUCUCGGCGGCGGCGAUCUUUCGUGGCUGGCGCUGCUGUGCACGAGAAUGUUUAGACGGAUGGGCGGAUCCUUGCCUGUUGAGAUGAUGCUGCCGCGGAUGUCUGACUAUUUGCAAGACCGCGAGAUCUGUGACAUUUAUCUUCCACAGUUGAACGCAAAGUGCGUGGUGAUGACCGAACAACUGGGCAUCAAGACGGCCGAGGAGGAAGAACUGUUUUUCACAGAUUUCAACAUCAACUCCAACAUGUAUAGGUCGCUGGCCCUGCUGACGUCCAACUACCAGAACGUGCUACUCCUGGAAAGCGAAACGCUGCUCAUCAAGUCUCUGGACGAGUCCAUUUUCACCUCUGAGCCAUUCAACUCACACGGUCUGGUUCUAUGGCCAGACUUCUGGAAAAGAAAAACGUCUCCUUUCUGGUAUCUUGCGGCCGGUCUCUCAGUGGACAACACGCUGGUUCGGGACUCUGUGAUCGAGCUGCCAGAAUCAAAAUAUGUCACCUCGUCCAAAGCAGAGAGCGUUUUCCCACUGCACGACCGUCGCGGAGCCAUUCCCGACGUCUCCAAUGACAGCGGCGAGCUGAUGAUUAACAAAAAAGCCCAUUGGAAAACCAUGCUGCUUGCUCUGUACUAUAAUCUGUACGGUGAGGGCUAUUUUUACCCGCUCCUUGUCCAGGCAAGCUCAUCAGGAGAAAAAGAGACGUUUGCCGCUGCUGCCACCGCGCUCAAAAUGCCAUACUAUCAAACAAGAACAGCCACGGAAGCCAACGGUUUUUGGUAUAACGGCGAGUUCCGCGGCGUGGGAAUGCUCCAGUUCGACCCAACUGUGGACUUU
This is a messenger RNA of Ogataea polymorpha, 855 nucleotides long. RefSeq lists its product as uncharacterized. Gene Ontology annotation, molecular function: alpha-1,2-mannosyltransferase activity. Gene Ontology annotation, cellular component: Golgi apparatus. The transcript has a single exon. The annotation marks the transcript as partial. Gene Ontology annotation, biological process: mannan biosynthetic process. Lineage: Eukaryota; Fungi; Ascomycota; Pichiomycetes; Pichiales; Pichiaceae. The record is from RefSeq and is a predicted model, not a curated record.